Molecule: messenger RNA, 725 nt
Organism: Musa acuminata AAA Group (dessert banana)
Lineage: Eukaryota; Viridiplantae; Streptophyta; Magnoliopsida; Zingiberales; Musaceae
Product: DNA-binding protein S1FA
Exons: 3
Coding region: 191-433 (80 amino acids)
Biological process (GO): regulation of DNA-templated transcription
Cellular component (GO): nucleus
Molecular function (GO): DNA binding
Source: RefSeq, a predicted model, not a curated record
GGGGCAGGGAGUAGGUAGAGCACGGCCACUGCGGAAAAUAUUUGUUGGGUACUCGUUCAUCUUCUCUACGGAUUCGUUGCUUCCUUCCUCGAUUCGUACCGCCGCAGAUCCACUCGGAUCGUAAUCUACACGAUGUCUAACGAGUUCUUGCGACUGGAAAAGGGACGGGAUUUUGGUGAGAUCCGUCGCCAUGGAUGAACAGUACUCGGAUGCAGCUGGAAAUGUGAUCAGGGAGCAAGCAGCUAAAGGGUUGAACCCAGGGUUGGGGGUCCUGCUUGUUGUGGGGGGCCUUCUGCUGCUCUUCCUCGGCGGGAACUAUGUUCUCUAUAUGUAUGCACAGAAGACCCUUCCGCCAAAGAAGAAGAAGCCAGUCUCAAAAAAGAAGUUGAAGAGGGAAAAGCUCAAGCAAGGGGUCUCUGCACCGGGAGAGUAAAAAUAGUCUUCAUCGUAACUUCGCCUCAGAGUCGUUCUACGCUAAUCCCCAAUGAUGAUUUUGCCUUUUGGCAUGCAGAAAGACUAGUAGUUAGGAAUUUGAGGUGGGUUGAAGUCCCAACUGAAUGGUUUAUUGUAUUAUCAUGAUGAUUUUGCCUUUUGGCAUGCAGAAAGACUAGUAGUUAGGAAUUUGAGGUGGGUUGAAGUCCCAACUGAAUGGUUUAUUGUAUUAUCAUGUUGCUUAAACCGACUCCCAACUCAUUGUCCAAGUCUUCAAUCUCGUCUUUUUUUCA